Micromonas commoda is the source of this 1101-nucleotide messenger RNA. RefSeq lists its product with no specific name. Gene Ontology annotation, biological process: translational termination. Lineage: Eukaryota; Viridiplantae; Chlorophyta; Mamiellophyceae; Mamiellales; Mamiellaceae. The record is from RefSeq and is a predicted model, not a curated record. Gene Ontology annotation, molecular function: translation release factor activity, codon specific. The transcript has a single exon. The coding region runs from base 1 to 1101 and encodes 366 amino acids.
AUGACCCCAGCGCUGGAGCGACGUCUGGAGGCCGUCUCCGCGCGCCACGACGCGCUCGUCGCCGCGCUCGUCGCCGAUCCCCCGCCGCGCGCCGCCGAAAUCGCGCGCAUCAAUAAAGAGCUCGCGCGCGCCGAGCGCGUCGUCCGCGCGUACGCCGCCGUCAAGGAACGCCGUCACGAGACGGCGUCGCUCGAGCAAGUCAUCGCCGAAUCCGCCGGCGUCGACGCGGAGAUGGCGCAAAUGGCGGAGGAUGAGCUCGCGACGUUGGAAGAGACCACCCCCGCGCUCGAGGAGACGCUCGCGCAUCUCCUGCUCCCCGCGGACGAGGCGGACGACUCCGGGGUGAUCCUCGAGGUCCGCGCGGGCGCGGGGGGCGACGAGGCUGCGCUCUUCGCCGCGGACCUGCUCCGAAUGUACGAGAUGUUCGCCAGGAAAACCGGGUGGCGCUUCGAGCUCGUCGCCGCCAACGCGUCCGAGGCGGGCGGCGUCAAGGAGGCCACCGCGUCCCUCGCGGGAGACGACGUGUACGGCCGGUUGAAGUUCGAGUCCGGGGUGCACAGGGUCCAAAGGGUGCCCGCGACGGAGACGCAGGGGCGGGUGCACACGUCCACCGCGUCCGUCGCCGUGCUGCCGCAAGCGGAGACGGUGGAGCUUGACAUCAGGGACGACGACCUCAAGAUCGACACCAUGCGCGCGUCGGGCGCGGGGGGUCAGCACGUGAACACCACGAACAGCGCCGUUCGCAUCACGCACGUACCAACGGGCGUGACGGUGGUGAUGCAAGACGAACGCUCGCAGCACAAAAACAAGGAAAAGGCGAUGAAGGUUCUUCGCGCGAGGGUGUACGAGUUGGAACGGCGAAAGCUGGCGGACGCGAGAGCCGAUCAGCGCAGGUCGCUCAUCGGAAGCGGCGACCGGUCGGAGCGAGUGCGCACGUACAACUACAAGGAGGGGCGGGUGAAGGACCACCGCGUCAACUUACUCCUAAACGAUCUCCCGGGUUUGUUGGACGGAGGAGACGCUUUAACUCAGAUGCUCGACGCGCUUAAACUAGAGGAGCGGAGGCAGCUCAUGGCCGAGUUCUCGGUGAGCUCGGAGUAA